This is a messenger RNA of Arxiozyma heterogenica, 822 nucleotides long. RefSeq names its product Lnp1p (gene LNP1). The transcript has a single exon. Lineage: Eukaryota; Fungi; Ascomycota; Saccharomycetes; Saccharomycetales; Saccharomycetaceae. Bases 1 to 822 code for a protein of 273 amino acids. The record is from RefSeq and is a predicted model, not a curated record.
AUGAGUUGGUUAUGGCCAUUAAGUUUAAUUUGGAGUAGCAACAGAAGAAAAAAAGGGAAAGACAAUAUAAUUUUGUCUUAUACAGAAGAUUUAAAUAAAUUGAGUAUUGAAAUCAAUUCAAUAGAGAAGAAAUUGAAUGAGAAAAGCCCAUAUAUUCGAUAUUUUCACUUCUAUGUGUUACCUCUUUUAUUAAGUAUAAUAUAUUAUUAUGUUCAUAGAUAUAAUUGUAGAUUAACGCAAUUUUCAAGGAAAAAUUUAAAUUUGGAUCUCAGUGGAUGGAUAAUUUAUUUUGUUCUUACGCUUGUAACAUACACUAUUAUAAUUUAUAUACUGUUGAAAUUGACGUCAUGGGAAAGAAAAUAUCGGACUAAUAAAUUAUCCAAGUUGCGUAGUCAAUAUGAUAAUACAUUGAAUCAAUUUAAAGAAGAUACAAAAUUUAAUGAGUCUAUCUCGAUGUUACAAAGAUUUAAUGGUGGUAUGGAUCAGAUUGAAUUAGUUAAUGAAGAAUUGAAGGGAAAAUAUGAAGAAUUGAAUAAAUUAAGGUUAGAGAUAGACAAAUUGAAAAAUAAGGGUGGAGAUUAUUAUGAUAAUAGUAAUAGCAAUAAUAAAGUAUGGUUAGAUAAGAUUGUUGGAUUAAUGAGUGGAGGGAAUGAUAUACUAGUUAAGGUAUUGUGUCCAAAAUGUAAAAAAUUUAAUGGGCUUUAUCGAUAUGUCAAUGAACCAAUUGGAUAUAAAUGUGUGGAUUGUGAUAUGGAAGUUCAUGAAAUAGAAAAAGGUAAUGAAGAAACUAGUGAAAAGAAAGAAGAAGGAAAAGAUAAAUGA